Molecule: messenger RNA, 3060 nt
Organism: Chenopodium quinoa (quinoa)
Lineage: Eukaryota; Viridiplantae; Streptophyta; Magnoliopsida; Caryophyllales; Amaranthaceae
Exons: 9
Coding region: 1-3060 (1019 amino acids)
Source: RefSeq, a predicted model, not a curated record
AUGGGAAAACCAGCAAUCAUUAAGCCUUGGAGUCCUAAAUUUGAUUUUGGUGCUGAGAUUUUGAGAACUAUUCCAUUAUGGGUUAAGUUCCCAAACUUACCUUUAAAUUGUUGGGGUCCUGAAACUCUUAGUCGUAUUGGUAGCUUUCUUGGUAUACCAAUUUGUUCUGAUGAAUGUACUACAAGACAACUAAAAGUUUCCUUUGCUAGAGUUCUCAUAGAAAUUGAUGUUACCAAGCCAUUGCCUAAAUCUGUAUUUGUGGAAAGCCCCUCGAAGGAAACUCUGGAACUUAAGGUAGUCUAUGAAUGGACUCCACCCUUUUGCUCUAAGUGCAAUAAAGUGGGCCAUGACUGUUCUGUCAAAGCUCUAGCAGCUCCAAAGCAAUCAAUGACUGCAGCUCCCAAGCAGUCAGUAAAUGCAGCUCCCAAGCAGUCAGUGACUGCAGCUCCCAAGCAGUCAGUGACUGCAACUCCUAAAUCAGUGCAGCAAGUAUGGGUUGCUAAGCCUACUACUCCUGUUGUUGAUGUUGAUGUUGAUGCUUCUAUUCAUGGUCAAUCUAUUAUCACUCCACAGGUUCAUACUUCUCAAAACUCAGAUGAGGGGUGGAGAAUAGUGGGAAGGAAUACAAAAAGUCAGCAAACUAGGGUUAAUCAGCCUGCUUCUACCUCUAAUGCUUUUGUUGCUUUAUUUGCAAAUGAAAUGGAUGGUGUAGGUGGUUUCACUAUAAAUCCAAGCGGGGGUGAGUUUAUACAUUGUAGUGUCCUUUCUAAGGAUCUUUCUACUCAAAUUCAUCUCACUGUUAUCUAUGGGCUUCAUUCUAUUCAUGAUAGGCUUCCUAUGUGGGAAGGGAUUAGGAACAUCUAUAUAAAGCAUUAUCCAUGGCUCUUUGCUGGUGAGUUUAACUCCGUUCUUCAUACUUCAGACAGGCUUCAUGGUACCGAUGUUACUGAUUAUGAGACUAGAGAUUUCCAGAGUUUGGUUGAUGAUUUGGACCUCAUUGAGGUCAAGAGCAAAGGAGCCUUCUACUCUUGGUCAAAUAAGGCUCACACUGGUCCUAGAAGUCUAUCUAAGAUUGAUAGAGCUUGGUGUUCUGGUGGUUCUGUCUGGCAAAAGCUUAAUUCUGUGAAGUCUAGUAUCAAGUCUCUUAAUAGCAAGCAGUUUGGCAAUAUUUCUGAGAUGAUUGAUCAAGCUAAUGUUGAGCUUGCUGGAAUUCAGAACUUAAUGGCUCAGAAUCCUGAUGAUUUGGAUUUAUAUGUAAAAGAAUCUGAUGCUAUUAAGAAUAGACAAGCAAGGAACAUAAUUGACUCCAUCUUUGACUCUAACCAAGUUUUUCUUAAGGAUCCGGAUGCUAUUUUUCAUGAGAUUAUUUCUUUCUAUAAGUCUCUUUUAGGGACUAAGGCUCCUUGGCUUCCUGUUGUUGAUCUUGUUACUAUUAGGAGAGGUAAACAGCUUAGCUCUAUUUCUCAGAGCUAUCUCAUUCAGCGUGUCUCUCAUGCUGAAAUUGUUGCUGCCCUUAAGGGAAUUGAUAGCACUAAAGCUCCUGGUAUUGAUAGCUUUAACUCCUUUUUCUUUAAGAGAGCUUGGCACAUUGUGAAAGAUGAUAUUUAUGCAAGUGGUAUUGAUUUCUUUACUAAAGGGACCUUGCCUAAGCAAUGGAAUUGCACCACUAUCACUCUUGUCAUAACUGCUAGACUUGCUGCUAUCAUUGGUAAGGUCAUUGAUGAUGCUCAAGCAGGUUUUAUUCCAGGCAAGCACAUUGGUGACAAUAUCCUUCUUGCAACUGAGUUGAUCAAAGUCUAUGAUCACAAAUUUAUUUCACCUAGAUGCAUGGUUAAGGUGGAUCUGAAGAAAGCCUAUGAUUCAGUUGAGUGGGGAUUCUUGAUUACUGUUAUGCAGGAGCUUGGUUUUCCUCAAAGGUUUAUUACCUGGAUCUUGACCUGUCUUACUUCUAUCUCUUAUUCUAUUCUUAUCAAUGGUUUCCCUGCCCCUUCCUUUGAAGCUAAGAAAGGUUUAAGGAAAGGUGAUCCUAUGUCUCCUUUUAUUUUUGCUAUAGGCAUGGAAUACCUUUCCAGAUGCCUUGAUGAGCUUAGGUUAACUCCUGAUUUUAACUUUCAUCCUAGAUGUGAAAAGUUAAACCUAACUCAUAUGAUGUUUGCUGAUGAUCUGUUGAUGUUUUCUAGAGCUGAUAGUGUUUCUGUCAAUCUUCUCUUCCAAGCUUUCUUAAAAUUUUCUGGUGCUUCUGGUCUUUCUGCUAAUCUUGAUAAAAGUGAAGUCUACUUUGGAGGAGUUUCUAUUGAUGUUCAGGCAGAACUUAAAGAUCUUCUUGGUGUUUCUCAAGGUUCUAUUCCUUUUAGAUAUCUUGGGAUCCCUCUCUCUUCUAAGAAGCUUAUAAUUGCUCAAUGUAGGCCUUUGGUGGAGAAAGUGACUGCUAGAAUUCAAGGGUGGAUGGCUAAACACUUGUCCUAUGCUAGGAGGCUCCAGUUGGUUAAGAGUGUGUUGUUUGUUUUUCUAACAUAUUGGUCUCAAAUCUUUAUCUUACCAAAGAAGAUUCUGAAAGAGAUAGAGGCUAGAUUCAGAUGCUUUCUUUGGACUGGCUCCUCUACUACUGCUAGGAAAUCUUUGGUUGCAUGGAAUUAUGUUUGUCUUCCUAAAGUCUGUGGUGGUUGGAACUUUCCUUUUCUCCCGGAGUGGAAUAAGGCACCUGUCACUAAGUUACUUUGGGAUAUUGCUCACAAGGCUGAUAAUCUUUGGAGAAAUGCAGUUUUGUUUACUGGUUGUUGCAAGCCUGUUGAUGUUCUAGUUAAGGAUAUUAUCUUUCAUUCAGCUUCUAGAAUCCUUGUUGUUGUUGCUGUUUUGAAGUAUGCAGCAGCUUGGGUUUCUGUUUGCUGCAGCCUGGUUUGCAUGGAGCUAUUCCUGUUCCGCAGCUGCUCUGUUCUAGCAGUCUGUUCUGAUGCAGCAACUGCUGUUCUGCAAGUCUGCUGCAGCUUAGGUGCUGGUUUUGUGUUGUUGUUUUGGCAGCUUGUGUUCUUGUCUGGUCUUGGCUCUCAGAACCCUUCCUAG